AGACACUUGUAGCAUCAGCUUCUUUACAUUUCCCACACGCGUCCACAGCUCACAACUCUCGUCACUGCUUAGUUAGUAGUGAUAACAUAAUAUUAUCACCAAAUGGCGUACCGCUUGCUUCUUCCUAUAGCUGUGUUGCUUUUCUGCAUAUUACAGGUUUCAUCCGAAGCCCAGAUUGAAGACAAAGAAGAAAGCCAGGUGGUUGUGAAAGGACCAAACAGAAGGCUCUUGCCAUUUUUGGACUGUGAAGGAUUAUGUAAGGUGAGGUGCAGCAAACACUCAAGGCAAAACGUGUGCAAAAGAGCAUGUGGGACGUGCUGCGACAGGUGCAAGUGCGUCCCUCCGGGCACCGCAGGCAACAGAGAAAUGUGUGGAACGUGUUACACCGACAUGACCACUCAUGGCAACAGACCCAAGUGCCCUUAAUUAGACUAGUCCCUGUUCCGCUAGAACCAUAUUGAGUGACCAGACCACCUUCUCUAUUUUGUUGUAUUUUUGCUCUGUUUUUAGGCUAAGGUAACGUAUAGUACUUUUGAAUAAUAUAAUAUAUGUACUGUAGGUUAUAUGAACUUUGAUGUAUAUGAGUAUGUGUUGGUGGUCUAUGUUUCUUUUCUAUAUUGUGUCUUUCUUAUGUGGGUGUAUCAUGUACAAGUUUAUGGAUUUCUACAAUAAAAAAAAAAAAA
Morus notabilis is the source of this 683-nucleotide messenger RNA. RefSeq names its product gibberellin-regulated protein 3-like. Lineage: Eukaryota; Viridiplantae; Streptophyta; Magnoliopsida; Rosales; Moraceae. The record is from RefSeq and is a predicted model, not a curated record. The transcript has 4 exons. Bases 103 to 426 code for a protein of 107 amino acids.